GGAAUGCGGUUACAGGACUGACAAUGCGACACUCAGUGCGCCUGCGCUGAUUUACAGGAAGUGUUAACAUUUUCUUUAACCAGCUGAUAGCCAAAUUGUCAACAGUUAAGCCUGCGAUACGUCCGCCGCUGAAACAACAGUACACACGACAAAACAAGGUGUGAAGAGAGGUCAAGAAGACACCACCGCUGAGGCUCGACCACACUCCCAAGACACAAGGCAGUGCAAGAGUGCUCCACUCCAGGGAGGAGGCCCCAGCCCCCCUGCCGUCUCCUACACGGGCCGCCAUGAGCUCCAGAGGGAGUGGAGGCCGCUCCAACGGCACACUUCCACAGACCAAGAUCUGCCAGUUCAAGCUGGUGCUGCUGGGCGACAUGGCCGUGGGCAAGUCCAGCCUGGUGCUGCGUUUCGUCAAGGGACAGUUUGAUGAGUUCCAGGAGACAACCAUAGGAGCUGCUUUCCUGGCUCAGUCGGUGUGCUUAGAUGAUACCACGGUGAAGUUUGAGAUCUGGGACACUGCAGGACAAGAGCGAUACCACAGCCUGGCUCCCAUGUACUACCGUGGUGCUCAGGCCGCUAUCGUUGUCUUUGACAUCACCAAGCCGGAGACUUUUGAGAGAGCCAAGGCCUGGGUGAAGGAGCUGCAGAGGCAGGCCAGUCCUAACAUUGUUAUUGCCCUGGCCGGGAACAAGGCUGACCUGGCAGAGAGGAGACUAGUAGAAUAUGAGGAAGCCCAGACAUACGCUGAAGAUACUGGCUUGCUCUUUAUGGAGACCUCGGCCAAGACAGCCAUGAACGUCAAUGAGCUCUUCCUGGCCAUUGCAAAAAAGAUGCCAAAAACAGACACCCAAAACCCUACACACGCAGCGCGACAUCGGGGAGUCAACCUCCAGGACCCUGAUGCCCACUCUACCAGAGCCUGCUGUGGUGGCAACUAGACCCCCACAACUCCCACCAGUAUUCCACCAUCCACACCACCACAGCCCUUCAGCCAUCCUGUCUCCUUCAACCAACUUACAGGGGUGGGCCUGGUGCGGGGAAACCCAGCACCCACUCACCCCCUUCCCCUCCAUUCAUCCUCCUGUCCAAGCAGACAGAAAAUCAAAGGAGAGAAUUAGAGGAAAGGAAGAGCAAGCAGAGAUGGAGGAGAAAGACACAGUGUUUCACAUCUGUGUCUCUUGACCACCAACUGAGAUUCUGCAUUUGGAAAUGACCAGGGGGAGGUAUAGUGAGGACUUGAGAGGAGGAGAAUAAAGAAUGUGGAAGACAGUGGCAAGCCUGUUGUAGUAUUUAGUAGUAAUUGUAAACUUUCUUUCGUUUUCAUUCUUGCAUCAUUUCAGUCGCAGCCCUGAUUGCGUAAAAAUGCACAAAAUGAGCAGCACACGCUGGCGAGCAGCCAAGAAAGGAAAGGAGAAAAAAGGGUCAACACAUAAAAGCCAAAUGGUUAGGGCUGCGUUUGCUUGCUUUGCCUCCUCCUAGUCCAGAAUCAAUCAAAUCCUGCUGUGAAUAAUGCCACAUACUGUCCCACUGGAAUGAUCCCAUUAUUCCUAACCUGACCUUCCCUGGUGUCACUGGCACUAUUCAAACCCACAUCAGAUAAGCAGAGGCACAGUUUGCCCAACAUAAUAAGUCAAUUUGUACGUAUUUAUUGUCCAGUAUUUUGACUUCUCUUGACUGCUGGUAGUGAUGCUCCAGUGUCUGUGCGGCACUGCUUCCACUCACAUUACUCCUCUCCUUCUGUGCAGAUAGAAAUUCAGUGUGUGAGGCCAAGUUCGGAUCCACUGAGAUUGUUGAUUGAUGAUUUUACGUUGUGUUUCUCAUACAUACAUUUGGUCCUGCAGACUUGUUUAAGCGUGUUAAAGUGCAGUGUUCUUUUUGGUUUCCAAUGCCUUGCUUGAGUGCUUGUAAGGAAAAUGUGACGCACCACAGACUGUAACACAAACUGCAACAAUAUAGUCUUGAUAUGAAGUGUAUGUUGGCACAUGACUUUAACAUUGCUGUGUAUGAGCAGGAAACUGGCAACUAACUAAUUACAUGCCUGUAGCAGAAAAUAUAACCCUCAAACCCAAAGAAAGUAGUAUUGCAUCAGAUACAAGACUUAUAAAGACCAUGUUUUGAAUAAAUAGCUUAAUCCCAUUAUCACAGUGAGUGAUGGGGCUAACUGACCCUUCCAAAGUCCUGCCCCUUUUCACCCUGUGCUCCAGCUAACAGUUGAGCAAGCCUCAGUCAACUUUCUGCCUUCUAUAUGCUCUUUGAGUGGGCUGGUCCUCAGCAAGAGGAGGAUGUUGGAACAACAAGGGAAGAUACAGGCCUGGCCAUUUGAUUGAUAGUUAUUUAUUAGUGAUCCUAGUUUAAUCCUUGAUUGACUAUGAAGACUAAAACUGAAAAGGGAUUCCUUAAGAAAAAAUCUUGGUGUCCGUGGUCUAAUGUGCAUCCAUUGUGGGGGUCUUUGACAUUAAAACGUUUGGGAACCCCUGUGCUAGGCUUGCUAUGUUGAAAAGACCCCCACAUUUGGAAGAUGGUUAAAAGAUGAAAGUGACGUAGCACAUAGCAUAUCUAAGUACAGAAAAGGAGAAAGUUGACUGAGACUGGAUCAACCAUUAUUGGAGCACAAAGCAAAAAGGGGCUUUGCUAAGGGACUUAGGAGGGGUCAACUGUAAUAGCAGGAAAUGAGGUAGCCCAUCUAUAGCUCUGCCCAGAUGAAAUGAUUGGCACACAUUAUAUAUAUAUAUAUAUAUAUAUAUAUGGUGGGUGAUUAGUUAUAAACCUGUACCACGCCCUGUAGGACAACAUCUGCCCAUCUUGUGUUUAAUGUGCCCCUCAUCUGUCCCCUUAAGUUGUUGGUGAACAUGAAAUCAUAGUAAUCUUAAAUGGUUUUACUGAUUCAUUUAACUGAAUAUGAUGCUCUUAAAACAGAGUUGUGUGCUUGGUUGCUGCCAAGGCUUAGCUGAACAAAAUGAGUAAGGAAUUGAUGAAAACACACAAAAACUACACAAAAACUAAACAAAAACAGAAGUGCCUAUUCCCAGUUUUCUCUUUCUGUGAAUCCUGUUUGGGGCUUUUCUUUAAGUGUGUGCUUCGUAGGCAAAGUGCAGGAGAACCAUUUCCCUGACAUUGGCUUGUACUAUAAACCAAUAACUGGGCACCCUGUCAUUAGGCUAUACUGUAUUGGCUCUUUGUAUGGAUGUAAGGAGAUCUUGUUGAAUACACUGUAUGUUGUAUAUUGUCUUACUUUUAAUGGAAGUGUAUGUUGAUUUUAGCAGAGCACACUUGUGAACAUGGAAUGGAACGUUUAAAGGACUCUAAUCGAUGUUAUAAAUCUGUUUGAUUUAAACAAAUAUUGGUGUCCAGGAAAAUCUUUGCCUCAUUUUCAGAUACACAACCACGUAGAUUUAUUUAAAGGCUCUAUCAGUGAAAUAAUCAUUUUGGCUAACUUCCUGUCUGCUCUCCACAGUCAGCAGUCCCCUCUCUCCUCCUAACGUCAUCACACUGAUAUUCUGCUGCCUUCUGCUGGAGUUCUCUCUCCUGAUUGGAUAAAGUGGGAACAGGAUACCAGGAAGUGUAUUCUCUGUUUACUGCAGGAAGGAGGGACUGGGAGACCAUGUGACUGACUGAAUCUCUCUAUAUCAGUGACGGCUGUCACAAUGUAGAGCUAAUUAACACUUAUUCUAACAAAACCAAUAUCACUUAAAGCAACUAGGGUACUAAGAUCUGUUGAUAAAAAAUAUGAACUAAUUAGGGGUCUAAAAAACUAAGACAGUUAUUUGAAGAACAAUACCAUUCAGUAUCAGUAUUCAAAUACAAGCUAAAAUGAUUUGUUCUCCCCCUGGACACCAUGAGCUCAUUAUAUACAUUGAACAACAUUCAUUGUUCUUCAGUGUUCUGUGCACUUGAGAUGACAAAGGUAAUUAAAACAAGACUUGAUUUUACAUCAGUACCUGGGUUUGUGUAGUGUUCAAUAAAGCUGUGAGUGGCACCGA
Messenger RNA from Dicentrarchus labrax (European seabass), 3980 nucleotides. It is a transcript of the gene rab5b, whose product is annotated as RAB5B, member RAS oncogene family. The transcript is spliced from 6 exons. The record is from RefSeq and is a predicted model, not a curated record. NCBI's taxonomy places the organism in Eukaryota, Metazoa, Chordata, Actinopteri, Moronidae. The coding region runs from base 288 to 938 and encodes 216 amino acids. Gene Ontology annotation, molecular function: GTPase activity; GTP binding.